AGACGACUCAGGAAGAGAUGAUGUAGGCCUACCUGACUCUGUCAUCUAGAGCUGCAGCAGCCUACAAAUGAAACGCUAUUUCCGGGAUGAGUAAGGGGAAACCCGUGGUUAAUCAUCUCUAAAUCGAGUUUUGAAGACAUGGCUUCAUUAUGUUCGGCUACAGACAGGGACAGUCACUUUGCAACAGGUGGAACUUCAAAUGACGCGUUCAUGAGCGCGAACUGAGCACAGAAUUGAUUCCAAGUUAGGCUACUUUUUAGAUUUUUCCGAGUGUCAUGGCGUCAAGAAAAGACAUCACGAAUGAUGUGUCCUCCACGCCAGAUGAAAAUGAGUAUCCGUCCGGAUUUCCUCAGAGUAUUUGUGACCAAACUCCUCACGAGAAGUACUUAUGUAGCAACUGCAACAGCGUCCUUAAUAAAGCUCGCCAAACCGCUUGCGGGCAUCGCUACUGCCUGGCCUGUGUCAACUGGCUUGUCAGGAACAACAAGACCCCCGUAUGCAAAAAGUGCAAAGAGGAGGAGCCGAAGGCAGAUAACGAGGCAAGCAUUCUGACUCUGGACAAUUCGUUCAGCGAUGCGGCCAUCACCAAGGAGAUCCUGGAGCUGAGGGUGCACUGCGCCAACCACGGAUGCCCAUGGAGGGGCGUGCUCAGGGACUUUGAGGAGCACCAGACCCAGUGUGAUUAUGCUCUGAUCCCCUGUAACGUGGGCUGUGGACACAUGGUGCUGCGGAAGGCUCUGGCCACUCACCUUGAGAAGGGCUGCCCCAAGAACACCUCCUCCUGCCCGGCCUGCUCACAAACACUCACCCUCGCACAGCUACCGGUGCAUAAUUGCCAUCGUCAAGGCGAUAAGAAGCCUGCGACUACAGAAAAGAAGCAGAAGAAUGGUAAACACGCGGCGUCCAAGGAGAAAGACUCCUGUAUGUUCUGCGCCGUCGGCUGCACCUUCAAGGGCACCACAGAGAAGGUCCGAGAGCAUGAGAGCAGCAGUCAUGUGUCCCACCUGCAGCUCCUCCUGAGAGCUGUGCAGAGUUUACCCCCGUCAACCUCCACCUCCAGCCAACCCCCCCUGGCCCUCCCCUCACAGCUCUCCAGCCCUGGGGCGGGCAGCCUGGACCCUCUGCUGGAGGUGGAUGGCGGGGAGGGUGGCGGUGGGAGGUGUCAGGAGGAGAUGUCUCUCGCCCACAGCUUACGGGAGGACCAGGCGGCCGCCGCUGCUGCUGUGGUGGGUCAGCAGCUGGACUCUGUGCAGGAGCGCGUGUGCGUUUUCGAGAACAUCAUCUCGGCGCUUAGCCGCGAGGUGGAGAAGGCUCAGCUGUGCAUGGCCGCGCUGGAGCGAGAUCACCACAGCAACCAGGACGUCAUCAACUUCCUUAAGGCCAAGAUAGCAGAGCAGCAGCAGCGUCUGGUGAUGAAAGAGGGGCUCGUUAGCGCCCUCCAGCUGCGGGUGAGUGCACUGCAGGAGGUCUCCUAUGACGGCACCUUCCUCUGGCGGGUCCCCGACAUCAACCAGAAGCUGCAGGAGGCCGCCCAGGGACAGAGGAGUAGCCUCUACUCUCCAGCGUUCUACACGUCCAGGUACGGCUUUAAGGUGUGUCUGCGGCUCUACCUGAAUGGAGACGGCGUCGGACGGGGGACCCACAUCUCGCUCUUCUUCGUCAUCAUGAGGGGCGAGUACGAUGCCCUGCUCACCUGGCCCUUCCGACACAAGGUCACGUUCUUCCUGAUAGACCAGAACCAGAGGGAACACGUUCUGGAUGCGUUCCGACCCGACCUGUCCUCCGCGUCCUUCAAGCGGCCCACUUCAGACAUGAAUGUGGCCAGUGGCUGCCCCUGCUUCUGCCCGCUGAGCAAGCUGUCCUCGCCCAAAUACGCGUACUGCAAGGGGAACACACUCUUCGUCAAAUGCGUUGUGGACACCUCUUCCUAAGGAUGGGAUCGGAACCUCCUCCCGAACGGAACCAGACCCAGAACACAGCUGGCUUGAUAACAGACCCGACCCCGGCUUCAGAACCCAGAACUGCCCCAAACAGCGUAUUUCCAUAAAACUUUGUUGUGCUAAUUAAUUGACCUCUGGUAGAUGAACAACACAACAGAUCAAAAAGAUUAAUUUUGUAGAACUAUAGUUUAUAUAGGUCACACAGAUAAAAAAGACUACAAUCAUUUUGUAAUACUAUAGUUUGUGUAUGCCAAACCAUAGGUUUAGGGAAACAGGCCAAAUCUGUUCAAAAGUCACACUAGGAGGUCAUACUAAAUAAUUACAUUACAUUUCUCUGAAACCCCCCUAGGGCCCUUUCAUUUGAGAAUGACUCACUUCAUUUAAUUUGAAAAUGGUCCAUGCAAAAGUAUUCUGAAUAUUCCUGUAGAAAUCACCUGAAAGCUUUCAAGGGUUUUUGUUUCAUACACGCUCAAUAAAUGGUUUCACUGUGAGUUGGAAUAAGAUUACAGGCAGCUAUCUUACCAAGGGGAUUUCUGACAAUGUGAUGAACUUUUACUUUCUUUGCCACAGUACAGAUUUACAGUUUUUUUUAUAUGUUUGUAUCAGGACAACUUUGUAUGAUGUAAAGCUUUGUACUUGCAAUUUCAUUUUCUGUGUUAUUUAUUCAAUUGUUCAAAGGCACACCAUGAUAAUAAAAUGAUAUUAAUGUG
Molecule: messenger RNA, 2650 nt
Organism: Alosa sapidissima (American shad)
Lineage: Eukaryota; Metazoa; Chordata; Actinopteri; Clupeiformes; Clupeidae
Gene: traf1
Product: TNF receptor-associated factor 1
Exons: 10
Coding region: 276-1931 (551 amino acids)
Biological process (GO): regulation of apoptotic process; regulation of canonical NF-kappaB signal transduction; protein K63-linked ubiquitination
Cellular component (GO): plasma membrane signaling receptor complex; cytoplasmic side of plasma membrane
Molecular function (GO): tumor necrosis factor receptor binding; ubiquitin protein ligase binding; zinc ion binding
Source: RefSeq, a predicted model, not a curated record